Messenger RNA from Anoplophora glabripennis (Asian longhorned beetle), 2155 nucleotides. It is a transcript of the gene RpA-70, whose product is annotated as replication protein A 70 kDa DNA-binding subunit. Bases 182 to 1984 code for a protein of 600 amino acids. Gene Ontology annotation, biological process: DNA replication; nucleotide-excision repair; telomere maintenance via telomerase. Gene Ontology annotation, molecular function: damaged DNA binding; single-stranded telomeric DNA binding. The record is from RefSeq and is a predicted model, not a curated record. The transcript is spliced from 9 exons. Gene Ontology annotation, cellular component: DNA replication factor A complex; nucleus. NCBI's taxonomy places the organism in Eukaryota, Metazoa, Arthropoda, Insecta, Coleoptera, Cerambycidae.
CUGUCAGUUCUUAUCGUUUCAGUUUUUGCGCCAAAAUAAACCGUCAAAUAAAAAGCAAGGGAUUACGGUUUUUCUAGCUAUCGUUAAUAUAUUUCACCAGUACUUUUGAAGCUGUAUAUGAUAUAAAGUAACGAGUGAUACAUUAUAGUGAGAGUUAGAAUAUAACUGUUCAACAUUCAACAUGACAUGUUGCAACUUGUCUGAGGGUGCCUUAGAGGUGAUAAUGCGGGGUGGUGACUAUCACCAACCUGUCUUGCAGAUUUUGGGAAUCAAAAGAGUAACUUCUGGAAGUGCAGAUAAACAACGUCACCGCAUAAUGGUAUCUGAUGGAAAACAUUCCGUUUCAUUUGCGAUGUUGACCACCCAGAUAAUUGAACAAGCUGGACCAAUCACUCCUUUAACUGUCAUCAAAGUUGAAAGAUUUAUUACAAGUAUGGUUAACAAUAGUGGCAGGGAGGACCAGCGAGUCUUACUUAUUUUGGAUAUGCAUAUAGUUGCUCCUGGAGAUCAAUUUGAAGAAAAAAUCGGUUCGCCUACACCACUUGAAAUCAGAUCCAAUGAUGAAUCUACUAGGAAUGGAGGAGCAUCAAACGGAUAUAACGCAGCUGAUUCAAGUACUGGGUCUAGAUCUAUAAAUUCAAACACGACUGUUACCAAUAGCAUAAAUUUGAAUAGUCAAAUCACACAUCCAAUUUCCAGUCUAAGCCCUUAUCAUAAUAAAUGGGUGAUUAAAGCCAGAGUUACCAAUAAAUCCUCUAUUCGUACUUGGUCUAAUUCUAAAGGAGAAGGAAAGCUUUUUAGUAUGGACCUUAUUGACGAAAGUGGUGAAAUAAGAUUAACUGCAUUUAGAGAUUCUGUGGAUAAAUUUUAUGAUUACAUACAAGUUGAUAAAGUAUACUACAUAAGUAAAUGUAUGUUAAAACCAGCAAACAAGCAAUUCAGCACCUUAAAAAAUGACUACGAAAUGACUAUGACUUCAGAAACUGUUAUUCAGGAAUGUUUGGAGUCUGACGUGUCGUCUAUUCCACAGACUAAAUAUGAUUUUGUUACCAUCGAUAAGAUUUCAAGUUUGGAACAAAACACUAUGGUUGAUGUUAUCGGAGUUGUUAAAAGCGUCAGCGAUUUACAAACAUUUCAAGCCAGAUCAACGGGAAGAGAGAUGAAGAAAAAGGAAGUGCUUUUGGUCGAUCAAACAAAUACAGCUGUAACAUUAACCCUGUGGGGUGCCGAUGCAGAGAACUUCGACGGCACCAACAAUCCCGUGGUGGUCAUAAAAUGUGGCCGGAUAUCGGAAUUUGGAGGAGGAAAAAGUAUAUCCAGCAUAGGCAGCACCAACAUUAAAAUCAACCCCGAUAUGAAAGAAUGCUAUCGUAUUCGUGGCUGGUACGACAGCGAAGGAAGUAACAUAGAAACGACAAAUAUAAGCGCCAGAUCGGGUCUUGGAAACUUCUCUGCACCUUGGAUGAGCUUUAAGGAAGUGACGGAUCAGGGCCUUGGCAACGGCGAAAGGGGCGAUUACUAUCAAGUUAUGGGAACCAUUUUGUUGAUAAGGACAGAGAACGCCAUUUACAAGGCGUGCCCCACCCCGGACUGUAAUAAGAAAAUUAUCGACAUGGAAAAUCAGAUGUAUCGGUGCGAGAAAUGCAACAGGGAAUUUCCGAACUUCAAAUAUCGCUUGCUGGCAAGUAUGAACGUUGGAGACUGGAGCGGCAAUCAGUGGGUGAGCAUGUUCAGUUCUGAAGUAGAGAAGGUCCUCGGUAUGACUUCACAGGAAGUGGGUGAGCAAAUUGAGCAGGAUUCGGAGGCUAUGGCCGCUAUCGCCGAUAAGGUUCACUUCAAGCAGUUCGUCAUGAAGUGUCGUGCAAAAAUGGAAACGUACAAUGACGAGACACGUUUAAAAACAGUUUGCAUUAAAGUCGACCCUAUCAACUACGAGGAGUAUAAUGCCCAUUUGAUCGGGAGGAUUCAACAGCUCACAAAUUAAAUUAUUUAAGUUAGAUUUACGAUCUUAUAUGUUAAGUUUGUUUAUAUUGUUCAAGGUAUAUUUUUAGUUUUUUUAAUCUCUUCUACACAUUUAAAUGCAUUAGUUUUAUAGUACCCGUAAUUUAAUGUAUUUUGUUUUUGCUUAUACUUAUAUAUAAUAAUAAAGAAUUUA